This is a messenger RNA of Trichoderma harzianum CBS 226.95, 1677 nucleotides long. RefSeq lists its product as hypothetical. Gene Ontology annotation, biological process: DNA-templated transcription; regulation of DNA-templated transcription. NCBI's taxonomy places the organism in Eukaryota, Fungi, Ascomycota, Sordariomycetes, Hypocreales, Hypocreaceae. Bases 81 to 1616 code for a protein of 511 amino acids. The transcript has 7 exons. Gene Ontology annotation, molecular function: DNA binding; DNA-binding transcription factor activity, RNA polymerase II-specific; zinc ion binding. Gene Ontology annotation, cellular component: nucleus. The record is from RefSeq and is a predicted model, not a curated record.
CGGACACAGCGCAUGAAACAAAUGAGAAUCAAUGAGUAUCACACAUUGUAGCGAUUACUACGGGAAUACUGUUAACAAAAAUGACUAAUGUUGAUGCCAUUGAGGAUUUUGCCUCACAAGCCUGCGUUCCGUGCCGCGAAAAGAAGCGAAAAUGUUCAAGAGAGUUACCAACAUGUUCACUCUGCCGCAGAAACAGGAGACGAUGUAGCUACCCUCCUAAGGCUAUAACUCCAACUACUAGUAGUGUUGAUUCUUGCGGCAUGCAAGAACAAGAGGAAUUCCCAGCUUUGUUUUUCUUGGACUUUUAUACAUUCACCCAGCGCAAGGAUAUCAUAUCCACGCCAAAACCCACACUCCCUGAGAAUUACUAUAAACAACUUGGCAACAGGGAGCAGCUGCGCUCUGACGUCGAUACGUAUUUCGCUUCGGUCCAUGUGUUCUUUCCAAUAGUAUCAAAACUUCGAAUUUACCGAGUUCUCAAUGGAGAUGCCAACAUACUCGAUCCAGACAUGGUUAUUCUAUCUCUAGCAAUGAAGAUGCAUUGUCAGCCCAGGAAAGAAUACGACCUUAUCCGAACAGAAAUGUAUGCUUUGGUGAAACAGGGCUGUUUAGAAGCCGAACAGAACAAUGUGCUCUCUGUGAAAAUACUACAAGCGCUCUUGCUGGUUGCAUUGUAUGAAAUUGGAAACGCUAUAUAUCCUGCUGCAUAUCUCACCAUCGGGCACUGCGCAAGACUCGGAUAUGCUAUGGGAAUUCAUAAUCGGCUGAACGCGCCUCAGAUGUUCUCGCAGCCUGUCUCGUGGGCAGAAGCCGAGGAGAGACGUCGGGUGUGGUGGGCAGUUAUUGUGUUGGAGAGAUUUGUCAAUAUUGGCGGAGGUAACCGCCCGUUUGCCGCCCAUGACGCAAAAUCCGAUGAUCUACUCCCCAUGGAUGAGGACAUCUGGGACAAAGGAGACUUUGUAGUUAUUCAACCCUUGGCCGUAUCAGAAUACGCCACACUGCGAACCUCGGCGUUUGCACGUACAUGCCAGGCCUCUCAUCUCUUGUCACAUGUUCUUCGCCACUUGAACGAAAGAAAUGAAGAUGUCAAGAUACAAUAUCAUGAAGCUAUGCAACUGCACCAUAUCAUAAACACCUUUAGACAUGCCUUGGAUCAGGAGAUUGGGAACACAAGCGACCAAAUCUACAACCGUGGAUGUAGUGUCGCUCACUUUACUGCCAUGGGCAUUUGCUAUAGUGCUCAGAUAGCGCUCUACGAUGCCUAUAUGUGUGCCGACGCAGAUGGCAUGCAGGGAGUUGGGAUUCCAGAGCAGUUUGAGAUGCAGCACGUCGCCAUAUCAGGCAUCAAGGACACUUUUGUUUCCGUUCAUCAGCUCGCGAGCAUGAUUUACUCGUCGGUUCAAGCGGGUGAUAUAUCAAGAUUGAGCCCAUUGAUCGCCGACAGUUUAUACCAGGCAGCACUUCUUAUUCAAUCGUAUAUCUAUGAAACACAAAAUAACGAGUAUACUCAGAAAAUGACGGAUAUUAUAGAGACACUUAAAUUACUUAAAGGUCGUUGGAAUGUUUCAGAUGAAUAUCUCAACAUUAUUCGCAUGGAAUUCAUACGAACACGCUAGAUAUUGUUAGUUAUAGGGUUUCCAUAUAUUUAGUUAAAUAUUAGGGGACGGUAGAGCUUGC